AGGGCAGCAGGUGCAGUGUGUGCCCAGCCUGGUGACGGGCUGCAGCUGCCCCGCCACCCGCUGCAGUGCGCCUGGCUGGGAGAGCUGCUAUAUUUACUACGUGAUAUGACAGAUGGACAGAUGUGUGACCCACUCCUUGGGGCUGUUCUAGAGUUCAUUAGGGCCGCAUGACCUCACCGCUGCAUCAGUCGGUGGACCGUACAACUCGCCACACCCUGCUGGGAUUGAAAACGAAGGCGGGAAACUAGCGGCGAGCGGACCAAUGGAGGCCGGGAACGUAUUGUUUGGGCGUGACAUCACCACCACCAUGGCGGCUGACAGGCGGAGAGGCACGCUCCUCAUCUCACUGCUUAUUUCCCUCCUAAUUACCCAGAUUUCGGCGAAGUCCAGCGUGAUAGACCUCGAUGAAGACAACUGGCACCAAAUGCUGGAGGGGGAGUGGAUGGUUGAGUUCUUUGCUCCCUGGUGUCCAGCAUGCAAGGCCCUCAAGCCAAUCUGGGCAGACUUUGCAAGUUGGAGCGAUGACUUAGGUAUCUCUGUAGGCCAAGUGGACGUCACCACCUCGCCUGGACUCUCUGGCCGCUUCAUGGUCACUGCUCUCCCUACCAUCUACCAUGUGAAGGAUGGGGUAUUCCGGCAGUACCGUGGCUCAAGGGACAAAGAUGAGUUCAUGAGCUUCAUUGAGGAGAAGCGCUGGGAGGAGGUGGAAGAAGUUCCUGCUUGGAAGUCUCCAGCCUCAAUGCAGAUGUCCAUUGUGGCUCAGUUCUUUAAGCUGUCUAUGGUGCUGCGCUCAGUCCACUCUGUGCUGGUGGAGGAAUAUGGCCUGCCCACCUGGGGCUCCUACUUAGUGUUUGCCCUUGCCACCAUCCUGGUCGGUGCACUCCUUGGCCUGAUUUUGGUGUGCAUCAUUGAUUUUGUGUUCCCGCCAAAAGCACCAGGACCAUCUACUGUUGUCACCAGUGCUGGACAGAAGGCAGAUGAUGAUGAAGAAGAUUUGGUGGAGGAUUCAGAAGUAAGAGCAGAAGCCAACAUGAAGGAGGAGGCACCUCAAGGAGAGCCACCUGAAGGAGGAAGGAGUGACAAUGAGGCAGAUGAUAUUGAUGAGAGGAGGUCAGGAGCCAGUGAUGGAGAAGGAAAGGAAGACUCCCAAGCUGAAGAGGACAAGGACUCACAAGCUGGGGAUGAGGAGGAGGAGAAGGAUGACGACCAGCAGGAUGACCUCAAAAACUCUCCGGAAGUCCGUCGCCGCCGCCCUAGGAAGGACUAACGUAUUUAGGCUAUCUAGGUAAGCUUUAUAAACUUCACUCUUCCAGUUUGUCCAGAAGCAAGCCUGUUAGGCAAAUCUAGUGUUUUCCUCUAUUUCUUGCUUAAACAAUGUUAUAUGUAUAAUUCACUGGAACUUGUCAACUUCAAUAUAUUUAAGCAAUUUAACAAAUGCCAGUGCAUGUCAGCCAUUUUGGUUAUACUGUAUUCCACUAUUGAAGAAUACCAAUGGCUUUUCUUUUGUUUGGAAAUAAAUGAGUGUUUAUAACAGGAACUUACUACUUUCUUGGUUGCCUAUCCAAAUGUCUUGAAUAUAAAAAUGUUUCAUGAUGAAAGUAAACUAUUCCUAUACUUAGUAGUGCAUCAAAUACUUUCAUCAGGUUUUGUUUAGAGGCCUAGGAGCCAAGAUGGAUUUUUAAUUUAGUCCUAGCGUGUGUCUGUGUGUGUGUGCGUGUGUGUGUGUAGGCACGGUUUUCUGCUGCUCCCAUUUGUAGGGAUGUCAGUCUGUUAUGUAGAAUAGAUAUUCUUGUAACAAGUUGGCCUCAUGGUGAUAGUAGAGCAUGCAAGAAGGGCUUGAUAUGAUUUUUUCUUUUGUAUUAUGACUACAUAGAGCUUAUGUAUGACACUUGACAUUAUUUGAGUGUUGUCAUAAAUUUUUAUGAACCUAAUCCAAAAGUUCUUUAGGAUUUUUUUUUGUGGAACUGCAAACAAAAUAGAAUUUAAAUGAAGGAAAGUUGACUUUCCUCAACUGUGAAAUAUCAUUUUUCAUGAAUAAAGAUGUUUGCAGACCACUAUUUUUAAACCAGUAUUUGCUCAUUAUAGUUUAGCUUUGAAGUAACCAGUUUUUAACCAUUAGUAAAAUUGUCAGUUAAUAAGUUAGUGAUUUCUUUACUGCUCUAUUUACUUUUGGGUUUUAUUUAUGAAUGCAAUUAUUAUUUUCAUCCUACUGGACCGUACUGAUGAUAAAAUAGGAAUACCUUUCAUAAGACUAAAAAUCUGCUGUGAGUCACCUGUAGACUGAUAAGGGACCCUGACACUGUGUUAAACUUUGUACCCAAGGUUGUUGUGACCACUAAGUCGUAUUAUAUUUAAUGCAUCGGAAACUUGCAAAGAUUUAAUUUCACCCCAUUAAAUCACAGAUGGAAAGUUAUGGGGGUUUGUGCAUGUGUUUGUGCAAUGGUACUCUUGCUUUAACAUGAAAGGUCUUUCCUUUUCAUUUUAACCAACAAAUAGUUUUGUGAUUGAAGAUUCAUUAUGUAGAGCUAUUUGCAUGACCUUAUAAUAUAAAUAUUAUAAGUAUAUAUUAUUUGAUAAAUAUUAGGAUCAAAACCCAAAGUUUACUCAGUUAACAGAUUUCUGUUGCAGAAUUUAAUGCUAAAAACUGAUAAUUUUGGUAUGAGCAAGACUCCAGAGUUUUCAGUAAUUUUCUGGGAACAGUUAUUUGGCAACACACCUUCCUGGUUGCCUGACACCAGAAUUACACUUCAUUUCAAUAGUCUAAGUAAUUAUCAUCUUGUUCCAGUAUUUUUCUCAUGUUUGGUUUGGCAUUAUUACAAAUAGUAAUGAGUUCAUUAGUAAUAUUGUCACUGAAGACAAGCAGAGAAAUUCAUUUCUUGCUUAUGGAUUUCCAUUAACAUUUUGUGAUAGUUGUUUUUCCAGUGUUACUGACUUUAUUUAUGUUGUAAAUUAGGCACAAAUGUGAAGAUGUACUUAUUUUUCAGCUGUUCAUCCUGUGAUAUAAAUUUUAAAUCAAACAAAUUUAUCUACUACCAUGUUUCUGGAGAAUUGACAGUGAUGUGCUGAAUGUUGCUCAUAAAUUGUUAGUGGGACGUAGUGUUGGAUGAUGACUUGCUUAGGACUACACUAGUGCCUGACUGAAUAGUUAGGAGUAUGCAGGAUACACGUAAGCAGAAUACUAAGUAACUUAUAUCAUUGAUCACUAUGUCCUCUGAUAGAAUUAGUCGUACAUAUGGACUUCCAUGGCUCCUGUAUUUAGUUAGUUUUUUUAUGAAUAGAGAAACUAAAACAGAUUAAUAAAUCAUCCUCAUGUGAACAUGUUACAACUUCCUUAUCUUUUACUUAAUCUGAUAAUAUUCCAGCCAUAUCUCCACAUGGUUCUGAUUUCUGCAUGUCUCACAAACAAGGGGGAUAUAGGACAUCAGUAUGGGUAUUAAGUUCUAGACUUGACAGUGUAGCUUGUUAAUAAUUAAAAUAGAGUAGAAAUGGAGAUGUACAUGACUCUUGGCUUGAGGAACACACAACAAAUGUGGCAGAAGCCGAGUGACUGGAUCCAUAGAGAAAGGAAAGAAGAGUAGAUGAAGACAAGUCAGAGAUGAAACAAGAUGAACCUGCAGGCAAGACUUCAGACAUGAUGCAUUGAGGAAAGCAUGUUCAAUAUUGUGGUGGGGUCAAGAAUGGCCUCUUUCUUAAUUGAUAUGUAAUUGAUGGUGAUAAUUAACUUAUUGACCAUACAGGAUAAGCUGAAUAUGAUAACGACUAUCCCUGUCAUAUACUGAGCAUGGAUAUACUAUAGUGCCUCUAAGUAAUGGUUUGUGGUAGUAGGUACUCUGUAUAUGGGAGGACUUGCUUAUCAUUUAAUGUGUAAUCUAAAUUAUGCCAAGGAAUUUAGUGUGUGAAUGUCUAUCUGUCUGAAAUGUUUUGUCUGAUUUGUUACUGUAAGCACUUUCUUUUCCCUAAAUGAUUAUGUCAAUUAAUAUUUGAAAGUCAAGAAACUUCAUGCAAUAAUAUUCCAUCAUAAAAAUCUGCACAUCUCAAACUUGCAUGAGGAUAUUUAAGUUCAGGCAUGUUGGUGAGCAUGGAUUGGCAAAAGUAUGAUUUGUUGUGGCUUUUAACUUGUAUCACUCCUGAUUGAUCUGAGGUUUCCAUUAGGUGCUAUGAUAGCAAGUUGUGUUCUGAUCCAUUUUACCAGUAACCCAAAGGUGUAGUAUAGUCAUAUGUCCUCAGUAUUGUCAUGAUUAGUAGUCAGAUAACAUGCUGCAAUCAAUUUAAUUGUGUUUUGUUUUCACUCAGUCAUGCCCUUUGAUCUGCUAAUAUAUCAAUUGUCGGAUAAUAAGGAGAUUGCAAACAAAUCAGAGGACUUGCAAUUGAGAGAAAAGCAAAGCAUGUGUGAUUGCAUCAUAUUUGACUUCUGACCACGACUGUACCAGUAUGCACUGGAGCGGGAAACAUGCACAUGACACAUCAGUAUCAAGACACAUUAUAUAUAAUAAGUGUAGGGUGCCCUGUACUUAGCAAUCCAGGAAUUAAAUUUCAUGUUUAGUAGAUUAUAUGUGGGAAAUAAAUGUUUACUUAAAAUAUACAUAUGAGGCACUGCAUAAAAUUUCAUCUGCACCAGCAUUAAAUGUGAAAAAAAAGUAAAAUCAUGCAUACUUUUCUUUAUUUUAUUAAUGCUGAUGAGACAAAUAAUGAUUAUUGUUGCAUUACCAACCCUCAGCAGUGUGAUGUCAAAUCCAGUUUUCUAAUUUAGCAAUUACUCUGAACCUGGAAAUUUGUUGACCAUUGAUGAUGGGAGCUUGUCAUGGUUUCCCAGUUGGUUUACCACAUCCAUCAGUUAUUAUUAACUUAACACUGUGCUUCACAUGACUCAAUGUGCAUAAUUAUUUUAUAAUAAACACUUUUUUAA
Messenger RNA from Portunus trituberculatus (swimming crab), 4906 nucleotides. RefSeq names its product thioredoxin-related transmembrane protein 1-like. Lineage: Eukaryota; Metazoa; Arthropoda; Malacostraca; Decapoda; Portunidae. The transcript is spliced from 8 exons. The coding region runs from base 263 to 1267 and encodes 334 amino acids. The record is from RefSeq and is a predicted model, not a curated record.